Molecule: messenger RNA, 2418 nt
Organism: Dovyalis caffra
Lineage: Eukaryota; Viridiplantae; Streptophyta; Magnoliopsida; Malpighiales; Salicaceae
Source: the annotation of a GenBank genome assembly
AUGUCUAACCAAGCUGAAUCCUCUGACUCUAAGGGAACAAAGAGGGACUUUAGUACUGCGAUUUUGGAGAGAAAGAAGGCUCCGAAUCGGCUUGUUGUUGAUGAGGCUAUUAACGAUGAUAACUCUGUCGUUUCGCUUCAUCCUGAGACGAUGGAGAAGCUCCAGCUCUUUCGGGGUGAUACUAUCUUGAUUAAGGGAAAGAAAAGGAAAGAUACGAUUUGUAUUGCCCUUGCUGACGACUCAUGUGAUGAACCAAAGAUCAGGAUGAACAAGGUUGUGAGGUCGAACCUGAGGGUUAGGCUUGGAGAUGUGGUGUCCGUACACCAGUGUCCUGAUGUCAAGUAUGGAAAACGUGUGCACAUCCUGCCCAUAGAUGAUACGAUUGAAGGAGUCACUGGAAAUCUCUUUGAUGCAUACUUGAAGCCUUAUUUCCUGGAGGCAUAUCGCCCAGUGAGGAAGGGUGAUUUCUUCCUUGUGAGAGGGGGAAUGAGAAGUGUGGAGUUCAAAGUCAUUGAAACUGACCCUCCGGAGUAUUGUGUGGUUGCUCCAGACACUGAGAUCUUCUGUGAGGGAGAGCCUGUGAGAAGGGAGGAUGAGGACAGAUUGGAUGAAGUUGGUUAUGAUGAUGUUGGUGGUGUUAGAAAACAGAUGGCUCAGAUUCGGGAGUUAGUGGAGCUUCCAUUGAGACACCCACAACUAUUCAAAUCGAUUGGUGUGAAACCACCGAAAGGAAUUCUGCUGUAUGGACCUCCUGGUUCCGGGAAGACUCUUAUUGCCCGAGCUGUUGCUAACGAAACUGGUGCUUUCUUCUUCUGUAUUAAUGGGCCUGAAAUCAUGUCAAAAUUGGCUGGAGAGAGCGAAAGCAAUCUCAGAAAGGCAUUUGAGGAAGCAGAGAAGAAUGCACCAUCGAUUAUAUUUAUCGACGAAAUUGAUUCGAUUGCCCCCAAGCGAGAGAAGACAAAUGGAGAGGUCGAGAGGAGGAUUGUAUCCCAACUCUUGACACUCAUGGAUGGACUAAAAUCCCGGGCACAUGUUAUUGUCAUUGGGGCUACAAAUCGGCCCAAUAGCAUUGACCCUGCACUGAGGAGGUUUGGGAGAUUUGAUAGGGAAAUCGAUAUUGGUGUCCCAGAUGAAGUUGGGCGCCUUGAGGUUCUUCGUAUUCAUACUAAGAACAUGAAGCUUUCUGAAGAUGUCGAUUUGGAAAGAAUUGCGAAGGAUACUCAUGGUUAUGUUGGUGCUGAUUUAGCAGCUCUUUGCACUGAGGCUGCACUUCAAUGCAUUAGAGAAAAGAUGGAUGUGAUUGACUUGGAAGAUGAGACAAUAGAUGCUGAGAUACUCAACUCCAUGGCAGUUACUGAUGAACACUUCAAGACUGCUCUUGGAACAAGCAACCCAUCUGCUUUGCGUGAAACAGUUGUUGAAGUUCCUAAUGUUAGCUGGGAAGAUAUCGGUGGUCUCGAUAAUGUUAAGAGGGAGCUGCAGGAGACUGUUCAAUAUCCAGUGGAGCACCCUGAGAAAUUUGAGAAGUUUGGAAUGUCACCAUCAAAGGGGGUUCUGUUCUAUGGUCCUCCUGGAUGUGGUAAAACUCUGCUGGCUAAAGCUAUUGCCAAUGAAUGCCAGGCAAACUUCAUCAGUGUCAAGGGUCCUGAAUUGCUUACAAUGUGGUUUGGUGAGAGUGAGGCCAAUGUGCGAGAAAUUUUUGAUAAAGCUCGGCAAUCUGCUCCUUGUGUCUUGUUCUUUGAUGAACUUGACUCAAUUGCUACUCAGAGAGGAAGCAGUUCAGGAGAUGCUGGGGGUGCUGCUGAUAGAGUUUUGAAUCAGCUUCUGACAGAGAUGGAUGGCAUGUCUGCAAAGAAAACUGUUUUCAUAAUUGGGGCCACAAACAGACCUGACAUCAUAGACCCUGCCCUAUUGCGUCCCGGGCGGCUUGAUCAGUUGAUCUAUAUACCUCUUCCUGAUGAGGAGUCUCGCCUUCAAAUUUUCAAGUCUUGCUUGAGGAAAUCACCCGUUGCCAAAGAUGUUGACCUCAGAGCACUUGCCAAGUAUACACAGGGUUUCAGUGGUGCUGACAUUACUGAAAUAUGCCAACGUGCCUGCAAAUAUGCCAUAAGAGAGAACAUCGAGAAAGAUAUUGAGAGGGAGAGGAGGCGAAGUGAGAACCCUGAGGCUAUGGAGGAAGAUGUUGAGGAUGAGGUGGCAGAGAUCAAGGCAGCACAUUUUGAGGAGUCCAUGAAAUAUGCCCGUCGGAGUGUUAGUGAUGCCGACAUCCGCAAGUAUCAGGCAUUUGCUCAAACACUGCAACAGUCAAGAGGGUUUGGAUCUGAAUUCAGAUUUGCUGAAGCUAGUGCUGGGGCAACUGGAUCCGAUCCUUUUGCAGCUUCUGCAGGCGGGGCUGAUGAAGAUGACCUUUAUAGUUAA